Messenger RNA from Apis cerana (Asiatic honeybee), 3219 nucleotides. RefSeq names its product leucine-rich repeat-containing protein 4C. Gene Ontology annotation, molecular function: protein binding. NCBI's taxonomy places the organism in Eukaryota, Metazoa, Arthropoda, Insecta, Hymenoptera, Apidae. The record is from RefSeq and is a predicted model, not a curated record. Gene Ontology annotation, cellular component: plasma membrane.
CGAAACACAUAGUAGAGUGGAUAGUCUACAACAGCGCUGAUAUAUUUUCUUAGCCAAUGCGUAACAAUUUUCGAAAACCGGUAAAUGUGCCAUACCGUAUGCUUGUCAUGGCGGCGAGGAGGACGAGCAAUAAAAAUGGCCGGAAGAUACAAGGGGCAGUGGGGAGGGAUAGUAAGGCCGAAUAGAAGGCAGCGGUCCACGCGUUCUCAGCAGCCUAUCCUAGAUUUAUUUCCGUGGAUGUUGCGCAAUAAUAUGCUGCGUUGUUAGCUCACUGAAUGCUACCCCUCGUUUGGUUUCGAAGAGGUGCCAAGGGCUAGUGAGUAACAUUUAAUUGUCACUGGCUACCAUUUCUUUAAAAGAGCGUGAUUAUGUUUGCUGUGUAUAUUAUGCAUUAUAAUGUUAUUUUUCAUUAUCAAUGUAAUGGAGACUUAAUCAUCUUUGUGUUACAUUAAUGUGUUCGUUUAAUAUUAAACACAUUAACAUGGAAAUAAUUUUCAUUGGAGAAUUUCGAAUAAAAAUGUGAAUUGCACAGAAUUUUUACGCGAGAUUUUGUCAAUUUUUAAUUAAAUGAAAAUUAGAGUAUGGCUUAAAUUUUUAUUAUAUACUAAUAAUGAAUAGAAUUUAUAGGAAAAAUUAAGUCAUAAUUUAAUUAUGUUUUAAAGAAAUUUUUAUUUUAUAGAAAAUAUUUUUAUUUUUAGGAAAGAAAGUAUUUACAUACUUUAUAAUAAUUAUUUGAUUUUACAAAAUUUUAUUAUUAUAUUUGUUGUUAAUUUAAUUAAUUUAAUUAGCUUAGUUUUUUUAUUGUUUAUUCGUUUACUUGUUUAUUAUUUAUCUAAUUGUUAAUAUUAUGGCAAAAUAUAUUAAAUUUAUUUUUUCAUUAUAAAAAAUUAUUUAAUUUUAAUACUUUAUAAAUAUGUAUAUAUUACAUAUUUAUAUAUAUAGUACAUAUAAUAUAUAUAUUUUUAUAUAUUUUUUAUAUAUCAAAAAUACAAUAUGAUAUAGAUAAAAUUUGCAUUUUACUUUUUUGAAUUAAUAAUUAUCUUUAUUUUUAUUUAUUUUGUUAAAAUUUUUUUAAAUAUAAAAUUCUGUUCCUCUUCUCUAUAGAUAUUGAUUCUAAUCUCGAAAUUUAUCAUUAGUUUAGUUUACUUUAGUUUAUUGUAUUUUCGUCAACUUUUAUUUUAGAUUAUUUCAUAUAUUCUUUUUGAAGAAAAAAUACUUUUCCUGUUGAAAAGAAAAACGAUAAGAAAAAUCAUCGAAAUACUUUGAUGACGUAUCUCGAUCGUUAACACAUUUAUGCGAUAUACGCACAAUCAUACUGUGAGAUAAGAUUACAUUAACGAGGUAAUCAUGAGUCGUAUGAAAACGCAACAAUCUCUGUCAGAAGUGAAUUUACGUUCGAAAUUAGUUACGGUAUUAGUUUAACAAAUCUUUACAAAGUCUAAUGUUAAAAUAAAGUUAAAAUAAAUAAUUAAUAUUAUGACUAAUAAUACUAUUGUUUAUUUAAUUAUUGUAUUAAUUAUUUCGAUAUUUUUCGAAAUCACAGUUUUGGCACAAUAUUCACAACAAUGCUCUUCAUUUUGUAUAUGUGAUACUUGGAACAGUUUAAAACGCGCUUCUUGCGUAGGCCGCCAUCUUUAUAAUAUAGAUGCAGGUGCACCAAACAACGUACAAGCCUUGGACUUAUCGGAUAAUGUGAUAUCAUUUCUAAAUAGUUUUGAACUAAAGAAUGCUGAACUGACGAAGUUACAAUAUCUUAAUCUUUCCAAGAAUGCAAUCAGUGAAAUUAAUUUGAAUGCUUUUGAUGGUCUUACAAAUUUAAUAGUCUUGGACUUAUCGAAAAAUCGACUUCAUUAUAUUUUAGAUGAAAUUUUUGAAAAAAACAAGAAUUUACGAAUUUUGAAAUUAUCAAAUAAUAAUUUUAACUCACAUAUACCAAAAUUGCGAUCCUUUUCAUUAAUGGAAUUAACUUUGGAUUCAUGUCGGAUCAGUCAUUUACCACUGGAUAUAUUCAAUGGACUUACGCAUAUUCGUCGUCUCGAUCUUUCAAACAAUUUGAUGAUUCAGAUGAGCAAGACCGUUGUGCAAAGAUUGCAUUUUUUGAAGAAAUUAUCAUUAGAAGGAAAUCCAUGGUCUUGCAAUAAUGUUUUACAUGAUUUACAAAUAUAUCUCAAAUAUAAAAAUAUCGAAUUCAAUGAAAUUUGUGGUAAGAAAAAUAAUUCCCAGAAAUUUGAGAAAAUGAUUCUUCUUCCUGUAACACUGCGCAAUUAUCAUCACUCGGCAAUUAUGAAUACAUCUACUAAGAAAAUUAAAUCGAUAACAAAAUAUAAUAUAUCAAAUAUAUUAAAUAAUAAAAAUUUAUCGAUAUGCGAACAAAUGAUAAAUCAAACACAUAUUAUUAAUUCAACAGAUAAAUUUGUAUCAUAUUGCUUUCUUUGUCUUGGUUUUAUAGCUGGUAUUUCCAGUGGAUUAAUUAUUUCUUAUAUUUGGUUAUCAAGAAAAUAUUCAUAUAAUCCAAGAUAUUGGUAUCGUGGACAACUUCAUGACGACUUAAUAGUUUCUCAAAGAAUGUCUUUGUUAAAUUCGUUUUCACAAGGACGCACGGAUAGUAACGGAAGUUUGAUAGAAUCUUGUCCAGGUACUCCUCCACCGCCAUAUCGGGAUGUUAUAUUAAGACCUACUCUUUAUUGUUAUCCAUCAGUAGUUUCAAAUUUAAAUAAUAAUGAUACCAGAUAUAGAGAAAGAUAUACAUAAUUUCACGAAAUAAUUCAUUGUUAUGAGUACAAAAUAUUAUAACGUGAUUUAUUAAGAAAUGAAUUUCUAAUUUUUAUAUAUAUUAUUUUUUAUACUAUAUUAUAAACUAUAAAUCAAUAAUAUAUACUUUAAAUCAAUGAUAUCAACAAUAAUCAAAAUAUAACAAAAUAUAACAAUAAUCAAAUUAACAAAUUAUAUAUAAAAAAAAAAUUAUAUAAAUUAACAAAUAUCAGGAAAACAAUUUGGAUAAAAAUAAAUUAAUUAUUAUCGAUAAAUUAUUAUUAAAAAUAUAUACAUAUACAUUUUUUCAUUAACAAUAUUUAUCUAUUAGAAUCAAAUAUGAAUUAUAUUUACAUAUUUACGUAAAAAUAUAAAAUUACAACAUUUAUAAUUGAAAAUAUAUCUUUGUUUUUGUAUAAUAGAAUUAAUAACAAUACACAUUUUCAAAUAAAAUCAAAUAUAAACUUA